Messenger RNA from Cicer arietinum (chickpea), 1089 nucleotides. Its product is annotated as 2-hydroxy-palmitic acid dioxygenase mpo1-like. The record is from RefSeq and is a predicted model, not a curated record. Lineage: Eukaryota; Viridiplantae; Streptophyta; Magnoliopsida; Fabales; Fabaceae. Gene Ontology annotation, cellular component: endoplasmic reticulum. Gene Ontology annotation, biological process: sphingoid catabolic process.
GAUUAGGAUACUUCUAUUUUUGAAAACCGCGUAAUUGUGUGUGUUUAUAAGUUAUAACCCAGAUCUUGUAGGUAAAAAAUUGUGAUCAACUUGGGUAUUAUUUACCCGUGAAUUUGACAAGCAAUUUUUACCAAACCCUGUUUAUCAAACUAACAUCUACUAUGUUUUCCAUGGGAAGAACUGGACUCUUUGAUCUCGAAAAACACUUCGCUUUCUACGGAUCAUAUCACUCCAAUCCAAUCAACAUAGCAAUUCACGUCUUAUUCGUUUGGCCUAUUUUCUUCUCUGCAAUUCUCAUACUCUACUUCACACCCCGCUUUUUCGACCUCCCCAAUUUCGACUUUUUUCUAUUCGGUAACCUCCAUUUUGUUUUGGUUUGGAAUUUUGGGUUCUUGGUUACUUUGGUUUACUCGGUUUUUUAUGCUAGUUUGGAUCUCAAAGCUGGUUCUUUGGCUGCUUUGCUUUGUGUUUUUUGUUGGGUUCUAAGUAGUUUUCUUGCUCGUCAACUUGGUUGGACUCUAGCUUGGAAGGUUGUUCUGGUGGUUCAGCUGGUAUGUUGGAUAGGACAGUUCAUUGGUCAUGGAGUAUUUGAGAAACGAGCGCCUGCUCUUUUGGAUAACCUCAUUCAGGCCUUAGUAAUGGCUCCUUUCUUUGUAUUGCUCGAGGCUCUCCAGACUCUAUUUGGUUAUGAACCAUAUCCAGGAUUUCAUUCAAUUGUGCAAGCAAAAGUUGAAGCUAAUAUCGAGGAAUGGAAAGAAAGUAAGCUGAGACUAAUUUCAUAGCUUCUGCUUGGAUUUGUGUAUCUUUAAUAAUUGUUUGAUGUUAAAUGAUCUCACAUCAACAAAGGAAUAAUAAAAAGCUACAGAUGAUCAUGUAUAUAUUACAAAGGUAUUCAUGCUUUUUCAGGAUAAUUAAUUCCUCAUCUGUUUUCAUAGAAAUUAUAAUUUAUUAGCCAUACAUCUUUGUGAAGAAAACAGCAAUACCAUUGUUAUGCUAAAUUAUGUUUUCUGAUAGAAGCAUCAGAUCUGUUUGUUAAGAAGUGAAUAAAGAAAUUCAUUGGCAGUGAAUGAAUGAAUGCGCUUGAAUUAA